ACAGGGGUGACUGUUCCUUAGAGGGUAGGGGCGUGUCUCUGGGCGGGGUUGGAGACGGAACCUUGGGCGUGGUUCGGGAGGAGAGGAAGAGACGUGGCCAAGCAGAGCUGAGAGAGCUGUGGAGGAAGGCCAUCCUGCAACAUAUAAUACUACUGAGAAUGGAGAGAGAGAACAACAAGAUACAGGCGUCGGAGAGCAAGCGGUUGCGUCUGGAUUAUGAAGAGAUAACUCCAUGUCUGAAGGACGUCACGCUGGUCUGGGAGAGCAUGCUGGGAACACAGGCCAGGUCAAAGGUCAAGUUCAACACUGACACCGUCCACGCUGCUGUCGGACAGGGAGUUCCUAGGCAGUACAGAGGAGAGGUGUGGAAGUUCCUAUCGGAGCAGUAUCUAUUGAGACAGAUGGUUCCUCUCAGACCUCCAGCCAUCGACACUCCUUAUAAAGACCUGCUCAAACAGCUCACCUCACAACAACAUGCUAUCCUCAUAGACCUGGGUCGUACCUUUCCAACACAUCCGUAUUUCCAGGCUCAGUUGGGGGCCGGUCAGCUGUCUCUCUAUAACCUGCUGAAGGCCUACUCUCUACUGGACCCAGAGGUGGGGUACUGUCAGGGUCUCAGCUUCGUAGCAGGAGUGUUGUUGUUACACAUGGGAGAGGAGGAUGCCUUCAACAUGCUCAAGUUCCUCAUGUACCAUAUGGGCCUCCGCAAGCAGUACCGGCCUGACAUGAUUAUACUGCAGAUCCAGAUGUACCAGCUGUCCCGUCUCCUCCAUGACUACCACAGAGAUCUGUAUGUCCAUCUGGAGCAACAUGAGAUAGGGCCAUCUCUCUACGCUGCUCCCUGGUUCCUCACUGCCUUCGCAUCUCACUUCCCUCUAGGCUUCGUAGCCAGGGUGUUUGACAUGUUGUUUCUCCAGGGGUCGGAGGUGAUCUUCAAGGUGUCACUAAGUCUUCUGGGUAGUCACAAGCCCCUGAUCCUACAGCAUGACAGUCUGGAGUCUAUAGUAGACUUCAUCAAGACUACACUACCUAACCUGGGACUGGUCCAGAUGGAGAAGACCAUCAACCAGGUGUGUGAGAUGGACCUGUCCAAACAGCUGCAGGCGUACGAGGUGGAGUACCACGUCUUACAGGACGAGCUGUGUGACACGCCCGCUCACCUCAACCAAUCACAGCGCACCGCCCAGCUGGAACGCACCAAUCAGAACCUCCGACAGCAAAGCCUCGACCUGCUGGAGGAACUGCAGACGUCCCAGGCCCGUGUGUGUCGUCUGGAAGGCCGGGUGGAGGGGCUGGUCCAAUCAGAGGCUCUGCUGAGAGAACAGGUGUUUGAACUGGAGGAGGAGAGGAGCAGGCUGCGGAGCACCGUCACACACCUACACACACUCCUCACCGCACUGGGCAUACACACACACACAGCGCACGGAGACUUCAACCUGGCCCUGCACGCACACUCCGCUGCCGACAGAGACAGAGACGGACAGAGAGAUGGAGAAGGUGUGGACGUCCCCACUGGAGAGGGGCCGAGGCAGGGUAACUCACCCCAGGGAGAGGGGCCGAGGCUGGGGCAGGGGACAGCAGCGUCCUCCCCUCUCCUCCCUCAUCCGCUGGCUCUACCGGAACACUGAAUACUCUCCCAGAGGAACCUGACGAGAAGAGAGGGACAGAAAACCAGAAGGACCUUUUGACCUUAGAGCUCCCCCCAAAAGACUGUUCUCCUGUACUAAACUGUAGAAAUGGGUGAUUUUCUUUGAGCUACAGUCCUCUCUGGGUCUAUACUCCACACAACAGUCCUAUACACGUAGUUACGGUUGCCACCUGGCUGUGUGUCUAUGCCCGAGUCACAGUGGGUAACGCUGUUUCUUGAUCACGGUCCUCGCCAUAGGAAACAUGUUAUACACACUGAGUACGCAAUAAGAGUCACACAGCCUCAACAACCAAAUACUGUCAUAUCUACUGUAAUGUAAUGACAACCACAGUACAGCCAAAGCCCUGGACUCCAGCCCCCCCCAUGAUGCCCUGCUCCACACUGACACUUCCUGGUGGACCACGUCACUUCCUACAUGACAGGAAGCUGGAGAGAUUCCCAUUGGUCAGACUUUGGGAAGGUGUGGGAAUAGAUUAUGUUUGUGUGUUGAGAGAGAGAGAGAGAGAGAGAGAGAGAGAGAGAGAGAGAGAGAGAGGAGAGAGAGAGAGAGAGAGAGAG
Messenger RNA from Coregonus clupeaformis (lake whitefish), 2206 nucleotides. RefSeq names its product TBC1 (tre-2/USP6, BUB2, cdc16) domain family, member 1 (gene tbc1d1). The record is from RefSeq and is a predicted model, not a curated record. Lineage: Eukaryota; Metazoa; Chordata; Actinopteri; Salmoniformes; Salmonidae.